AUGGCCAAAUAUCGCAAAUUACUGGUACAAAAUCAUAGUCAUAUUGUAGAAACUGUUCAAGAUAAUUUUGAAGAAGAAUCAUCACAACUGGAACAUCUAAUUGACAAAUUACCAUUUGACGAUCCUAUUAUGGCAAUUGAUUAUAUUAUGAUUGACAAUGAAGUGGUUGAAGAAGAAACAGUAAUGGAAGAUGAAGAAAUCAUAGCUACAGUCACAUUGACAUCUAACAAUGUUGAUAUCGUAGAAGGCGAUUGA
Entrophospora sp. SA101 is the source of this 255-nucleotide messenger RNA. The record is from the annotation of a GenBank genome assembly. Lineage: Eukaryota; Fungi; Glomeromycota; Glomeromycetes; Entrophosporales; Entrophosporaceae.